Molecule: messenger RNA, 531 nt
Organism: Ornithorhynchus anatinus (platypus)
Lineage: Eukaryota; Metazoa; Chordata; Mammalia; Monotremata; Ornithorhynchidae
Gene: CD70
Product: CD70 molecule
Exons: 3
Coding region: 1-531 (176 amino acids)
Biological process (GO): tumor necrosis factor-mediated signaling pathway; immune response
Cellular component (GO): plasma membrane; extracellular exosome
Molecular function (GO): tumor necrosis factor receptor binding
Source: RefSeq, a predicted model, not a curated record
AUGGUCGGCCUUGUGGCCUGGCUCACUCUGCUCAGCUUCUUCCAGCUGGCAUACUUCUUCUUCUCUCUGUACCCACUGGCAGGCUGGGACCCCACGCUCUUGUCGAAAGAAAAGUUUAAAUUCCCUACAGCUCAUCUUCUCCUCAAUCACUCAGAUGGUUUGCCGGUGAAGCGGCUUCAAUGGAUGGGGGGCGCCCAACAGGGCCGCUCCUUCGUGCAGGGGAUGGAGCUGACGGCGGGGAACCUGAAGGUCCUCCAGGGAGGCAUCUAUUACAUCUACAUCCAGGUGACCCUGAGCAACUGCUCUCUGGGCCCGGAGAGAACCUUGUCCAUCAAAGUCCACACCCCGCAGUGGUCUGCCAAGCUGCUGAGCCAUGAAUUUGGCAGAAGCUGCUCCCUCUUCAUGGGUGGCCAGUUCCUGCUCUCUUCCCAGGACGUGCUCGAAGUGGAGUGCAACUCACCUGAGGUCCCCUGGGGAGGCAGAGAUGAGACCUUCUUUGGAGCCUUCCUGGUGGACCGAGGCUCCCCCUGA